UUCCCUCUGUAUAAAUAUCCACUUUCUCCCUCUCCAAAACAAACAAACCACGUAAGCACAAACAGGGCAUCCCUUCCCUUCUUUUCUUUUCCCGUAACUUGUUUUGUCCAGAAAUUAAGAUAGCUAACCUCUAGCUAUGUAUAACCCAAAGCCAUCUUUUGCAACGUCCUUCCCAUUUCUUCCUUUGAGCAAGACCCCUUUCAAUAAAACUCCGGAUCUUCCCAAUGAUGAUGAACAACAACUACAUAGGUUGCCAACUCUUUAUGAGGCCCUGGAAGAAAUCAAAGCCAUAGGCAAGAUCUCAGGCCCAACAGCGAUUAGUAGUUUGCUUCUAUAUUCAAGAGCCAUGAUCUCCAUGCUUUUUCUUGGCUAUCUUGGUGAACUUGAGCUUGCUGGUGGCUCUCUUGCCAUUGGUGUUGCAAAUAUUACCGGCUACUCUGUAAUCUCUGGUUUAGCCAUGGGAAUGGAACCCAUUUGUGGACAAGCUUAUGGUGCCAAACAAUGGAAACUUCUUGGCUUAACCCUACAGAGAACGGUGCUUCUCCUCCUCUCCGCUUCGAUCCCUAUCUCUUUCAUGUGGUUCAACAUGAAAACCAUCCUUCUUUGGUGUGGUCAAGACCAAGAAAUAUCAUCCGUGGCUCAUACAUUUAUUCUUUUCUCCAUUCCCGACCUAUUAUUCCUUUCACUACUUCACCCACUUCGCAUCUACCUCAGGACUCAAAGCAUUACUUUACCUGUAACUUACUGUUCAGCCAUCUCUGUGCUUCUCCACUUCCCAUUGAAUUUCCUUCUUGUUGUCCAUUUCAAGCUUGGUGUAGCAGGGGUGGCUAUAGCUAUGGUUUGGACUAAUCUAAACCUCGUCCUCUUGCUCUCUUCAUUCGUGUACUUCUCAGGUGUACAUAAAGAUUCUUGGGUAACUCCAAGCACUGACUGUUUUAGGGGAUGGUCCUCUCUGCUUGCUCUUGCUGUGCCAACUUGUGCCUCAGUUUGCCUUGAAUGGUGGUGGUAUGAAUUCAUGAUAUUGAUGUGUGGCCUACUUGCUAACCCCAAGGCUACCAUUGCUUCCAUGGGGAUCCUUAUUCAGACAACCUCUCUAGUCUAUUGCUUUCCUUCUGCUUUAAGUGUUGGAGUAUCCACAAGAGUCGGGAAUGAACUUGGCGCGGACAGGCCUGGGAAAGCUCGCAUUUCCAUGAUCGUUUCUCUCUUUUGCGCCGUAGCUAUAGGCCUGUCGGCGAUGUUGUUCACAACCUUGAUGAGACACCAGUGGGGCAAGCUUUUCACCAGUGAUGCUGAAAUCCUUGAGCUGACAGCAGUUGCAUUGCCAAUUGUUGGGCUUUGUGAGCUUGGGAAUUGCCCUCAAACAACUGGUUGUGGGGUGUUAAGAGGUAGCGCCAGGCCAACCAUCGGAGCAAACAUAAACUUGGGGUCAUUUUACCUGGUUGGAAUGCCGGUAGCUAUCCUGAUGGGCUUCGUGAUCAAAAUGGGGUUUGCCGGGCUCUGGCUUGGCUUGCUUGCAGCUCAAGCAUCUUGUGCAUUCCUCAUGCUUUUAGUUCUUUGUAGAACAGACUGGAUGGUUCAAGUAGAAAGAGCAAGAGUGCUCACACGAACUAGCAAUAAACCUCCUCCAUUGCCCAUAUCAACAAAACAACAAGAGUACUCCAACCCUAAGGAAACUAACAACAAGAACAAGGUCGAUUUCGAAGGGAUACUGUGCAUUAAUGAUGAACUUGUGAAGUCUGCAUCACUUGAAAAAAACCCUCUCCUCUCUAACUCAGACACCAAUGAUCAUUAAUUAGAGUUCAGUUACCCCAUUUU
Durio zibethinus is the source of this 1815-nucleotide messenger RNA. Its product is annotated as protein DETOXIFICATION 48-like. Gene Ontology annotation, cellular component: membrane. The record is from RefSeq and is a predicted model, not a curated record. Gene Ontology annotation, biological process: xenobiotic detoxification by transmembrane export across the plasma membrane. Gene Ontology annotation, molecular function: xenobiotic transmembrane transporter activity; antiporter activity. NCBI's taxonomy places the organism in Eukaryota, Viridiplantae, Streptophyta, Magnoliopsida, Malvales, Malvaceae.